AUGGAUUCAUCAACCACUACAAGUUCUCCUGAAUCCAUUUAUGACUUUCUUCAAAAGAUUUUCGGGCAGGAUGCAGAAUUGGCCGUAUUAUUUGAACCACUUAACCCUGCAAAACCAAAAAAUCCAAAUGAUCCAAGAGAUCCUAUAGAUAUCACUUUGGAUCUAGUUCGAAAUUAUAUUGAAGCCAUGCCAUUACCAAUUCCAAGCCGCUUAGAUCAAUUUUCCAAGAAAAUCACCCCAAUCAUGGACGAUAACAAAAUAGAAAAUAUUUAA
This is a messenger RNA of Trichomonas vaginalis G3, 273 nucleotides long. RefSeq lists its product as uncharacterized. The coding region runs from base 1 to 273 and encodes 90 amino acids. NCBI's taxonomy places the organism in Eukaryota, Parabasalia, Trichomonadida, Trichomonadidae. The record is from RefSeq and is a predicted model, not a curated record. The transcript has a single exon.